AGAAAAUCCCCGCGGAGAGCUGCGCUCCGUCUCCCCGCUGCUGGCUGCGGGUUUUUCCUCCCAGGAAUCUCGUCUGGAUCAGACCCUCUCAGGUGACUGAAUCGGUCCUCUUGGAGCUGCCCUGAGCUGUUUGCACACCAAAGAUGGAUCAGCUUUCAGAUGAGGAGGUAGAGGUCAGGGGGGAGGAAGAUGAGGAAGAAGAGGACAGUGAUAAGGACGACCAGGACCUGGAUAAGAUGUUUGGAGCCUGGCUGGGAGAACUGGACAAGCUGACCCAGAGCUUGGAUGACGGCCGUCCGGAAGGUUCCCCUCAACAGAAAGCUCCCCUCAGACAGGAGACCAACAUGGCAAACUUCUCCUACAGAUUCUCCAUCUAUAACAUCAAUGAGGCCCUGAAUCAGGGGGAGAAUGUGGACCUAAACGCCCUCAUGGCCGACCUCUCGUCCAUCGAGCAGGAGCUCAGCACCAUCAACACCAAGUCCAGUAGCAGCGGAAUGGCCCGGCUGGGACUCACAGACACCAAGGUGAGGCAGAAGCCUCCGGCUGGGCGCAGCAGCAGGCAGCCGUCGACAGGGGGCGCCAGUGCUGUUAACAGUGUCUCUGGUGGGGGGGGCAGCAGCGGGGCGAGCAGCAGCAGCAGCAGCACCAGAGCGUCUCCGGCCGGAACCAUCAGAGCUCCAAGCGGCCAGCAGGGGAGGCCGGCGCUGGCGUCCAACUUCAGCCUGGAUGACAUCACGGCUCAGCUGGAGAAGGCGUCUCUCAGCAUGGAUGAAGCUGCACGACAGACCUCCUCUCACUCUCUUAGCUCCGCCUCCUCCUACACGUCAGCCUCGGUGCGACGGCCAGGAUCCUCUCAUCGUCAACAUCGACGGACUGGAUCAGUGGGCACGGUCAGCGAGCAUGAGGUGCGUUCGUUUGUCCACUCCUCCCGCUCCUCUGUCACAUCAGCGUCCGGCAUCUCUGUUAACUCCGCCUCCUCCAUGGAUUCCCUGGACAGCGUCCUGCACUGUCAAGCUGAUGGCCCACAGCCGGGUGAAGGAGCCGGUCAGGGGCAUCCAAACGCAGAGCACUCCUAUCUGGACAGGGAAACCUCUCUGAUUCUGAGAAACAUUGCAGGAAAACCCUCCCACCUGCUGACCAAGGAGGAGCAGGCUGCCAAGCUAAAAGCGGAGAAUAUCCGGGUGGCUUUGGAGAAGAUCAAGGAGGCGCAGGUGAAGAAGCUGGUGAUUCGUGUUCAUCUGUCAGACGAGAGCUCAAAGACCAUGAUGGUGGAUGAGAGACAGACAGUCAGACAGGUUCUGGACAGUCUGCUGGAUAAAUCUCACUGUGGUUACAGUCCAGACUGGUCACUGGUGGAAACUAUCACAGAGCUUCAGAUGGAACGGAUCUUCGAGGAUCAUGAGAACCUGGUGGAGAACCUGCUGAACUGGACCAGAGACAGCCAGAACCGCCUCAUGUUCACCGAGCGCAUCGAGAAGUACGCCCUGUUCAAAAACCCGCAGAACUACUUACUGGGGCGGAAGGAGACGUGUGAGAUGGCAGAAAGAAACAAAGAAGCUCUGUUAGAGGAGUGUUUUGGAGGCAGUUCGGUGUCCGUCCCUGAGAUGGAGGGAGUGUUGUGGCUGAAGGAGGACGGAAAAAAGUCAUGGAAGAAACGCUACUUCCUGCUCAGGGCAUCUGGGAUCUACUACGUCCCAAAGGGAAAGGCCAAGACUUCCAGGGACCUGGUUUGUUUCCUCCAGCUGGAUCACGUCAACGUUUAUCUUGGUCAUGACUACAAGAGCAAGUACAAGGCUCCUACAGACUACUGCAUGGUGCUAAAGCACCCACAGAUCCAGAGGAAGUCUCAGUAUAUCAAGUACCUGUGCUGUGAUGACAUCAGAACCCUCCAGCAAUGGAUCAACAGUAUCCGCAUCGCAAAGUACGGGAAGCAGCUGUACAUCAACUUCCAGGAAGCCAUGAGGAGAACCGAGGCAGCCUAUGAUUGGUCCUCUCUCUCCUCUUCCUCCAUCAAGUCUGGGUCCAGCUCUUCCAGCCUUCCAGAGUCCCAGUCCAACCACUCCAGCCAAUCAGACAGCGGCGUCUCAGAGCUGGCUUCGUCAGGACACACCCGCUCCCAGAGUGUGGUCAGCUCCAUCUUCUCCGACGCCUGGAGGAGAGGAACGCAAGGAGAGAUGAUGAAGAUGGACACCAUCAGUAGGCCCAUCCCAGUCCAGAUACCCAGCCUCUCCCCCCAGCCUCAGACCCCUCCCUCGCGGAGCAGCUACACCGAUGGGCUCCUUCCGUCUGAGGAAGACUCCUCCUCUCCGUCCCCGCCCUCGCCUCCCCCCCCUCCUCCCCCUGUGGUGGGAGUGGCCCACCAGGCGGCGCCUCCUUCCUCCUACGUGAAGUACAGCACCCUGGCUCGUCUGCAGAGUCAGAACCAGCCCAGGACCCAAACGCCUGGUGGCACCAGCCCGGCCUGCCCUCCAGUACAGAACUUCAACACUUUGCCGGCGUCGUACGGGACCUCCCCUCCGUCCCCGCCUCCUCCGCCGCCACCAACGGCGCCGGCUCCCGGCUCCGCCAUGGCUGCCCUGAAGUUUGGUCCACCGAGCCCCAGCUCUCUGCCGCCCCCUCCUCUACUGGAGGAAGAGAUGCAGGAGCCCCACUGCCUCCCCCCUCCUCCCCCGGAGAGCCUUGAUGCCAAUGGCCUGCCCCCCCCUCCCCCUCCGGAGCCCCUCCCUAACCCCUGCCCUCAGCUGUCCAACUCGGGGCUGCAGCAGUUCCUGUCCCAGAAGUUUCCAAACAUGGUUUAUGACUUCCAGCCCGGCGCCCUGCAGGACGCCUCACCCCCACCACCUCCCACUGAACUCUCUCCCCCAAAUUCGCUCCAAGCGCUCCGGCCUGUUUCACCUAACGCACCCCCCCCUGCUCCUCCCAAGACCUUCUCUGGGGUUUUCGCCCCGCUGACGGCUCCCCAACCGUCAGGCCCCUCCUCCCUCCCCAUCGCCCUCUCCCCCGUGUCUCCCACCCAAUCAUUUCCUGGACACGGUCCUGUCAGAAAGCAGCAGAGCUUCUCUACAGGACACUCCCCCAAUCAGCCCCCUCCCACUCUGCCCAAACAGCACAGCCUGUCCUCCAAAAACCUGUCCAUCUCCCCCUCCCCCUCCUCCUCCUCCAUCUCCAUCGCAGCCGCUACAUCCUCACUGGUCAAACAGAUCGUCAAUCAGUUUCCAGGAAACUCCUCUCCUCUGCCCACCUCUGGCUCCGCCCCCCUGUCGCCUCCUGCGGUGAAGGCCAAACCGAAGUGGCAGGUGGGGGGUGCAGCAGCUCCACAGUCACCAGAGUUCCCCCCGCCUCCCCCCGACGGCUCUUUAGGUGAUUUUCCGCCUCCCCCCUCAUCCACCUCCUCCUCCAAGACGGGUUCUCCUAUCAAGAAGUCGCCCUCGACCUCGUCUACGGGGUCCACCAAGCGUGGGCCCCCCCCGGCCCCGCAGAGAGCCUCCUCCAUCAAAGACGCUCAGGACGACAGGCCCAAGAAGGUGGAGAGUCUGCUGAGUAAAUUCGGCCAGGCUCCUCAGACGGGAACGUCGUCCAGCUCUUCCUCAGCGACGGGGUCUCCUUCGAAAGACUCCGCCCCCCUGCCAGCUCCGCCCCCCAAGCCAGGGAAGCUGAACCUGGCCAGUCUGCCUCUGGCCAUCCAGGGACUGCAGACGGGCCAGCAGCAGCCUGACUUCCCGUCGCCUCCUCUACCACCUCCUCCUUCCCACCAUCCUCACCUCGACUCGUCAGCCGACUACUUCCCUCCCCCGCCGCCCGAAUCUGAGCUCUUCCCUCCCCCGCCUCACCCCUCGGAGUUCCACCACCCUCCGAAGGUUGCCGUGGUGAACCCGCAGCCUCAGAUGCAGUCGGUAACAUCCUCCUUUUCGUCGUCGACGCCUUCUUCAUGGAAACAAGGCUCGCUGAAAAAAGGGGCGGCGCCCCCUCCAGCGCUGAAUCGGCGCAGCAGCAACAUGACGGCGCAGUACGACAACACCAUCUCACUGCCUCUCUCGCCUCCCCCUCUGUCCCAAACCCCGCCCCCCUCCCUCUCCUCUUACUCCGCCUCCUCCUCUCCUAUCCCCCCCACCUCCCCAAAAUCAGCGGGGCCCGUCUCUCUGGCGUUAAAGCCUCACUUCCUGGAGGACCUCAACCGCACGCUGAAGAGAAAGUCGGUGUCGCGCCACGGCUCGCUCACCUCCUCGACCCUGAUCCCUUCCUCCAAGAUGGAGCCGGUCGGCACCAUGGACGACAUGGCCCUCCUCCCCCCUCCUCCCCCCGAACUCCUGCAGCAGCAGGGGGUGCGGGGGCACUCCCACACGCUGUCGCGGCACCAUGGGCGCUCCCAAUCAGCCAAACAUGGCAACAUCUCAGGCUAUGCAACGCUGCGGCGAGGCCCGCCUCCCGCCCCCCCCAAACGGGACCAAAGCACCAAACUGACCAGUGAUUGGUAGAAGGCAGCACCUCUGACUCUAAGCUCACAGACGGAACUGACCAAUCAGGUCUGAUUAGCUCUCCUUAGUCCCAAAAACAUUCCCUCCUGGAUGCUAAGCAAGUAGCAAACAGUCUUUCCUCCUGAUCUCAGAUUAAUCCUCAUUAUUCCUCAUUGUUACACGUUUAAUCCAACAUGAGGAUCAAUAGAAGUAUAUAAAUGAAUAUGUAUAAAGUUAGCAAGACAGACCCCCCACCCAUCCUACAGCCCGGCUUUUUUUUCACGUCAGUGCAGCUUUGCAUUAAAACAUAAACUAAAGACUAAAAGUGACAUUUGGCUGCAAUAUACCAGGUACAGCAUGGCGAGCGGCACGGAAGGAAGGAACCACGGAAGAGGAAGGUCGAUGAUGAUGAUGAUGUGUAUAGGGUGGUGUGGGUUAGUGUGUGUGUCUGUGUGUGUGGCGAGGCAAUCCUUCGAGGGAGCGUUGUCGUUUAUUUCAUCCUUUUUUUUGCGUGUUUUUAUAUCAAAUUAUUUAAUACUGGAUAAAAAUAUUGUAAUAAUUAUUUUGAAUUUUAAGAAUCGACGAAGUUGGACUGUUUUCUACGAGCACCCGGUUAGCCAGACUGUUCAGGUCUGCUUUGGUUUCAUCAAAAUGUGUUACGGCUUCAUCCUGUUGUAUGUUUUUCCUCUGGGUUACGGUUACAGUUUAAUAAGAAGGAUUUUUUUAAACAUGAGGAAAACCAAUUUUCACCGUCUGAUCAGUCUUCAUCUAGGUGUCCGCUCAGCUGAGAGCUUUUUCUCAUUUCUGUGACGCAGCCGCUCCUCAGUGUAUUUAGGCGGGAUAGAUCAGGACAAAGAAGUGCAUAACUGUGAAGCUGAAGGAAAACAAUGCAUGGUUCCCAUGGUUCCCAAAUCUUUUCAAAAUUGGCCAUUUUCCCCCCAUUCUCUAUUAAAUUAAUGAUAGAAACGUUUUUUUUCUUGUAUUUCGCCUCAGCUGUCCAUCACUCCGACAUUCUUGAUGUUUCUGCUAAAGAACAAUCCCACAGCAUGAUGCAGCCUCCACCAUGUUUUCUUGUGUGCUCAGGAUGAAGUGAAGCGUUAGUUGCGUUUUUGGUUAGAAAAGAUCCUCUUCUUUCCACUCCUUCAUAAAGUAACGAUUUGUAAAGAACUUUGCUAUUAGU
Cyprinodon tularosa is the source of this 5634-nucleotide messenger RNA. Its product is annotated as ras-associated and pleckstrin homology domains-containing protein 1-like. Gene Ontology annotation, biological process: signal transduction. Gene Ontology annotation, cellular component: cytosol; plasma membrane. The transcript is spliced from 20 exons. Bases 144 to 4475 code for a protein of 1443 amino acids. NCBI's taxonomy places the organism in Eukaryota, Metazoa, Chordata, Actinopteri, Cyprinodontiformes, Cyprinodontidae. The record is from RefSeq and is a predicted model, not a curated record.